AUGCGAUUUGUAAAAGAUAAUCUUUUACCAAACUUAACGGUUGAAGUCAUUAUAACUGACUAUGAGGUGGCUCUGAGGGAUGUUUUGAUUUCAUCAUUUCCAGAAGCUCGUUACGCUGGCCGCUGGUUUCAUCAUAACCAAGCUGUAUGGAGAAAAAUGAACAGUUUAGGAUACUUACAUCAUCUUAAUACUAACAAUAAUGCCCGUAAAGUAUUGAAACUUCUUUUGUCCCUUCCAUUAUUGCCAGCUAGAGAUAUGGAGAACGGCUUUUUAUUAAUUAGAGCAUUUGCACGAAAUCAUGAUGUCCACUUGGAGAGAUUGCUAAGUUAUUAUGAAAGUUAUUGGUUAAGAAAUAUUGGUCCACAAGUUGUGUCGGUUCAUGGACUGCCUCGUCGGACAAAUAAUAACAUUGAGAGCUUCCAUAACACCUUAAGAUUAAAGUUCUCUGUUGCGCAUCCAAGCUUAUGGAUAUUUCUAGGCACUUUAACUACUUUGAGUACCAGUUACCAUUUGGUUAAUCAACAAACUUUGAACCACUUGCGUCCCACUAAGCAUGUGAGGACCGAGUUUUUGGCUAACUCUCACAGGAUAAAAUAUGCUACAGAGCAAUACCAAUUAGGACAAAUAUCCAUAUGA
This is a messenger RNA of Macrosiphum euphorbiae (potato aphid), 636 nucleotides long. The record is from the annotation of a GenBank genome assembly. Lineage: Eukaryota; Metazoa; Arthropoda; Insecta; Hemiptera; Aphididae.